This is a messenger RNA of Miscanthus lutarioriparius, 252 nucleotides long. Lineage: Eukaryota; Viridiplantae; Streptophyta; Magnoliopsida; Poales; Poaceae. The record is from the annotation of a GenBank genome assembly.
AUGGCGUCCAUGAUGGGAGGAGACUUCGUGGAAGCGUACGUGCUCAAGAACGCCUACAAGGAGAAGCUCCGGCGCAUGGAGGCGGCCGAGGAGAAGAAGAGCAAGCAGGGCCCCGCGGAGAAGGAGAAGAAGGCCUCGGGCGGCGGCGGCGGCAGGGGAGGAGGCCUGUUUGGGCUCCUGAAGAAGAAGGUGCACCCGAAAGCGGCCGCGUCGCCCAUGGAGACGAGCAGCGUUGAAGAAGCCUCCUCUUGA